Molecule: messenger RNA, 2061 nt
Organism: Zasmidium cellare ATCC 36951
Lineage: Eukaryota; Fungi; Ascomycota; Dothideomycetes; Mycosphaerellales; Mycosphaerellaceae
Exons: 2
Coding region: 1-2061 (686 amino acids)
Biological process (GO): signal transduction; regulation of GTPase activity
Cellular component (GO): cytoplasm
Source: RefSeq, a predicted model, not a curated record
AUGUCGGGAGAGUUCUCUCGCGACGAAACCAACGGCGACGUCGCGGUAUCCAGCCCUGCAGCUGCCACUGGACCCAAUCACAGCACCAAUGGCGAUACUCCUGUUAGUCCACAGGCCCCGAAGCCAGGCUCCAGCGGCGGUCUACCAAACAAGGCCGUCGACGAUGUCAUGUAUUCGAACAUUGGCGUGAACACGCUGCUGGAUCGCCUCAAGCAAAGCAUUGCCUCGGCUCGCGACUUUGCGCAGUUCCUCAAGAAGCGCAGCAGUUUGGAAGAAGAUCAGGCGAAAGGGUUGAAGAGAUUGGCGCAAAGUCAGCUGGAGAAUGUCAAGAGGAGCGAGGUUAGAGGUGGGUCGUAUGCUGCUCAGAUGUCUGAGCUGCUGCGCGUCCACGAGCGGAUGGCGGACAAUGGCAUGCAGUUCGCGUUGAGUCUGCAUCAGAUGCACGAGGAUCUUGAUGUGUUGAGCUCGAAUAUGGAGAGGGGGAGGAAGCAAUGGAAACACGAAGGUCUGGCUGCGGAGAAGACUGCGAGCGAUGCGGAGCAGGCGAUGCAGAAAGCUAAGUCCAGAUACGACAGUCUGGCUGAGGACUAUGACCGCGCGAGGACGGGAGAUACAAAAGGUAGCCGCAGAAUCGGCUUGAAGGGUCCGAAGAGCGCUGAGCAGUACGAGACGGAUAUGCACAGGAAGGUCGAGGCUGCGGACCAGGAUUAUAAGGAGAAGGUCAGGCAGGCUCAGAACCAGCGUGAGCAGCUGAUCAAGACCGAUCGACCAAAGGCCGUCAAGGCCCUACAGGAGCUCAUCAAGGAAAGCGACAGUGCUUUGACACUGCAAUUGCAGAAGUUCUCCACCUUCAACGAGAAGCUGCUGCUGGGCAAUGGUCUUGCUGUGAGCCCAUUGACUGAUGGUAAUGGACCACGCACGCAGAGAAGUCUGAGAGAUCUUGUCCUGGAUAUCGACAACGAGAGGGACUUCCACAGCUACGUCAGCAGCCAUUCGGGCAAGGUGACCAGACCUAGCGAGAUCAGAUACGAGCAGCAUCCGACACUUGCUCCGAAGACGCAAGUGCCAAAAUCAGCUGCUCCUCCAUCACAGCCAAGCGCGCCGGCAAUGCAACCGACUCUGGCUGUCAAUACUGGCACUUCGCAGCCAGGUUCCAUGAGCAGCCGAUACGACUCACAGCCUCUACCGUUCAAUCAGAAUCCGCCGUUGUCCAGCCAUGGCUACCAACAGUCGCCACAGCAGGACACACAAUCACCUGCGUAUCAGACGACCCAGUCGCCCUACAACACUCAAGCUACUCCCCUCAAGGACACCUACAACUCUCCUCCCUACCCUACUGACCCAUCGGAGCGUGUCGGUACUGGCUUCUCGCAACACCAACAAACGACCGGCACGAUUGCUGCUGCUGGACCGCAAAUCGACUCCUUUAAUCAGUAUUCGGCGCCCACCGGGAAAGGCAAGGUCUUUGGUAUGUCUCUGGACGAGCUCUUCGCACGCGAUCAGUCUGCCGUUCCCAUAAUUGUCUUCCAGUGUAUUCAAGCUAUCGACAUGUUUGGUCUGGAGACCGAAGGCAUCUAUCGACAAAGCGGCACCCACUCCUACAUCAACCGUCUCCGAGAAGCUUUCGACACUCUACCCGCCAACAGCCCACAAUUGGACUUCCGCAAUCCGUCCAACUUUUUCCAUGAUGUCAAUGCCGUGGCAAGCUUGUUGAAGGCAUUCUUUAAGGAGCUUCCAGAUCCGUUGUUCACGAAGGCUGGGUACGCUCACUUCAUCGAAGCGGCGCAGGUGGACGAUGAGGUUCAACGUCGGGAUGCAAUUCAUCAAGGGAUCAAUGACCUACCAGAUCCAAACUAUGCAACGCUAAGAGCUGUCGUACUGCACCUGAAUCGUGUGAUGCAGAAUGAGUCGAAGACGAGGAUGAACAGCGAAAACUUGGCUGUCUGCUUUGCACCAACCCUCAUGGGCAACCAGAACGGUGCUAUCGCCGACGCAAGCUGGCAACACAAGGUAGUAGCGACGAUCAUGGCCAACGCCACGGCCAUCUUCGACGAGGACUGA